This is a messenger RNA of Macrobrachium nipponense, 1560 nucleotides long. RefSeq lists its product as uncharacterized. The record is from RefSeq and is a predicted model, not a curated record. Bases 142 to 1434 code for a protein of 430 amino acids. The transcript has 12 exons. Lineage: Eukaryota; Metazoa; Arthropoda; Malacostraca; Decapoda; Palaemonidae.
CAUAGGUCGGUGUGGUGCGAUGCCGGCAGUCGCUUGUGUGACGUGCUCGUGGAAACUUGUUGCCACGCUUCCGUCACUGCUAGUUUUCUCCUAUAGUUGUCUUGAUUUAUCUUUACGAAGUCGUCGUCGAACGGGUGGGCCAUGAAGAACGAAUUCGUGUGGCUGUCGACAACAGCAAUUAUUUGCUUGGCUGGAUUUGUCGCUGCUGCUCCACCUUUGGAUGCUGCCACACAUCGUGAUGGCAAGAUUUUCCCAUCAGAGUACGGUUCUGACGAAGAAGUGCGUCAGCUUCUUAACCUGAAGGAGCUGAAAGCCCAGCUGGAUUCAGCCGCUGCGUCCAAAGAUGGUCCGAAGGCAGCUUCGUCUGCUACCCCAGGAGGGUCUUCAUCGCCUUCUGCUUCUCCUUCAUCUCCUUCCUCUUCUUCAUCUUCCUCCUCAAGCGGCGCCAUCACAGGGAUGGCGGAACAGGAGCCAAAGAAAGAGGCUGAAAAACCUGCCAAUCAGGAAGGAAACAGCGACGAGAAAUCGGAAAAGGAAAAGAAAUCACCUUCUCACCUGGAUGCUAAUGAACAGGGGCGACUGGAGGCAGGUGACCAUCCCCCGGUCGAUACUGAUCACAUUGAACUCAAGCGACAACAGCUCUCAAAGCCUCACAUGCGAUACACGCCACUGGACCUGGCUCUGUACGUGUACAAGACGGGAGACGAGGAAGGAGUAACGCUUGCUAUACAGGAACUCAUUGCUGAAGGACUGAUGACGGCGGAAGAAGCACUUAAUUACUUACGUGAAAUACGAGAGAAUCUCCACUACCUGAAUCUGCAGGACGAGCAAGAACAAGGACAGCAGGGUGACGAGGAAGAUAUAAGCGUUGGAGGACUGAAGUCCAUGAUCAAGAAGAAUUCUCUGCCCCUUCCUCUAACGGAGAUGAGCAUGGGCGAUCCGGAAACUGUCCUGAAUCCAGACAUGGACUACGGAUUACUUCUGGAAAGGCUCCGAGGACAAGACUACGUCAGCACCGAAUAUUCGCUGGAGGACGUCAUUUAUCAGAUGGCCAAAAUCCUCUUCAAGCAAGCAAUGCACAGAGACAUAGGCUCAGAAAAGGCGCUCCAGGAGGUGGCUGCACUGCUCGAAAGGGAGGCUGCCAGGGGAGCCAUCACACCUGAAGUGGAGAAGAAGGUUUUGGAUAUCGUCGUGAACUCCCUGGUGGACAGCAUGAACGAGGAGAACGAGUUUCCGGCGGGUCCUGGCCCCCUUGUGGGCGGGACGAAUUUCAAACUGCCCAGCCAGAGCUCGUUUUCCCUGGGAAACUCGCCCCCCCUCCUGGGCGCUGGGUCCGGCUUCAAACACGCAGGCGACUUCUUCCAGCUCUCGAAGACGACCACAAAGAGAGAGGCGCCAGAGGGCACUGGGAAGAAAACGGAAGAUAAAAACUAAAAAAAUAAAAUAAAAGGCGGAACUGUUAGGAAAUAGAAUAACAUCAGGGGUAUGAAAUGUAAUAAUGAGAUCUUCAAGUAGGUGACGGUCAAACCUACAUUGUUAAUUCAAGUAAAACGAAAGUUA